Carassius carassius (crucian carp) is the source of this 1098-nucleotide messenger RNA. Its product is annotated as fibroin heavy chain-like. Lineage: Eukaryota; Metazoa; Chordata; Actinopteri; Cypriniformes; Cyprinidae. The record is from RefSeq and is a predicted model, not a curated record. Bases 1 to 1098 code for a protein of 365 amino acids. Gene Ontology annotation, cellular component: extracellular region. Gene Ontology annotation, molecular function: peptidase inhibitor activity. The transcript is spliced from 4 exons.
AUGAGUACGGGUCAAUGUCCCAUACCGGAGACGAUUCCACUGUGUGCUGAUAGCUGUUUCAAUGAUGGCCAGUGUCCUGCCACACAGAAAUGUUGCCCAACCACCGGUGGCUUUGCAUGCAGUGAACCGCGUGGCCAGGGAAGAGAUCAGGGCGCGGGACAGGGAAGCGGCGCUGGCGCAGGACAGGGAAGGGGCGCUGGCCAGGGUGCAGGACAGGGAAGCGGCGCUGGAGCAGGACAGGGAAGCGGCUUUGGCCAGGGUGCAGGACAGGGAAGCGGCUUUGGCCAGGGCGCGGGACAGGGAAGCGGCGCUGGCCAGGGUGCGGGACAGGGAAGCGGCGCUGGCCAGGGUGCAGGACAGGGAAGCGGUGCUGGAGCAGGACAGGGAAGCGGCUUUGGCCAGGGCGCGGGACAGGGAAGCGGCUUUGGCCAGGGCGCGGGACAGGGAAGCGGCUUUGGCCAGGGCGCGGGACAGGGAAGCGGCGCUGGAGCAGGACAGGGAAGCGGCUUUGGCCAGGGUGCAGGACAGGGAAGCGGCUUUGGCCAGGGCGCGGGACAGGGAAGCGGCGCUGGCCAGGGUGCGGGACAGGGAAGCGGCGCUGGCCAGGGUGCAGGACAGGGAAGCGGUGCUGGAGCAGGACAGGGAAGCGGCUUUGGCCAGGGCGCGGGACAGGGAAGCGGCUUUGGCCAGGGCGCGGGACAGGGAAGCGGCUUUGGCCAGGGCGCGGGACAGGGAAGCGGCUUUGGCCAGGGCGCGGGACAGGGAAGCGGCGCUGGCCAGGGCGCGGGACAGGGAAGCGGCGCUGGCCAGGGCGCAGGACAGGGAAGCGGCGCUGGCCAGGGCGCAGGACAGGGAAGCGGCGCUGGACAGGGAAGCGGCUUUGGCAAGGGCGCAGGACAGGGAAGCGGAGCUGGCGCUGGACAUGGAAGUGGCUAUGGCCAGGGCGCUGGUCAGGGAUCUGGACAGGGUCAGGGAAGUGGCGCUGGACAGGGAAGUGGCGCUGGACAGGGAAGCGGCGCUGGUCAGGGAUCUGGACAGGGUCAGGGAAGUGGUCAAGGGAAUUGUCGGGGAUGUCGCAAAGGUCAUUGUCGUCUAUAG